AUGAGGCGGACCAUAGUUCAGGCAGCUGAGGCCAAAAUGCCAACAGUUCUCCCUGACUGGGCUGUGAAAAGGCCAACAGGGCUCAGUCGAGCAUUAGAUGGACUAGGUGUGAGGUUUUCUGUAUUGGCCAAAAAAAUAAUAGCGCUGAGCGAAGUGAUGACUGGGCUCCAGCCGAAAGAGUCGCUGUAUCGCAUCCCAAGACUUCUUGCCGUCAGUGGUGUCCGUCCCACAGUAAUGGACAAUGUUUUUAUUGCACCCAGUGCAUUCGUGUCCGGAGAUGUUCGAAUUGGACGAAAGAACUAUAUUGGAUACAAUGCAAUUAUUCGAGCUGAAAAGGGUGAAACAAUUUACCUUGGAGAAAGCUGCAAUGUUCAGGAGAAGGCCCUCGUGACUGGGAGCACCACAAUUGGAAAGUGGGCGACAAUUGAGCCAAUGGCCAUAGUUGAGGCGGCAGAUAUUGCUUCCUGCUCAUUCGUUGGGGCUAAUGCUAUUGUCAUGAGAGGUGCAAGAAUGGAGUCUGGCUCGAUGCUAUGUGCGGCCUCUGUUCUUCAGUCAGGCGUCAUUAUCCCUUCUGGAGAAAUGUGGUCUGGUAAUCCAGCUGAGAAGAUAAGAGACUUGACUGAAAAGGAACAGGAAGAUAUAAUUAAGGCCGCGAAACACAUGGUGCUUCUUUCAAUAGAACACAGAGAUUCCUGGGAACUGACAUGGGAAGAACUUGAGGACCAGCGUGAGGCUCGGGAGCAGUUUGCUCGUUAUGCAGAGAAUAACAGAGAAAUCCGUACAAAGCCCAUGUACAUUAAGGAACCGCCACGACCAAGUAGAAAAGCUAUGGGUAGGAAAACACCACAAGAAAUGGUGGAUGGUGGCGAACAUAAACCACCAUUGGCAGAAAGUAUCCAUCAAGGCUAUUGA
Trypanosoma grayi is the source of this 912-nucleotide messenger RNA. Its product is annotated as gamma carbonic dehydratase. NCBI's taxonomy places the organism in Eukaryota, Euglenozoa, Kinetoplastea, Trypanosomatida, Trypanosomatidae. The record is from RefSeq and is a predicted model, not a curated record. The transcript has a single exon. Bases 1 to 912 code for a protein of 303 amino acids.